Molecule: messenger RNA, 615 nt
Organism: Echinostoma caproni
Lineage: Eukaryota; Metazoa; Platyhelminthes; Trematoda; Plagiorchiida; Echinostomatidae
Source: the annotation of a GenBank genome assembly
AUGCACCUUUGUUUCAAUUCAUUAAAGACUAUUGUGGAUCUAAGUUCAAAAUCGACGGGGGAGGAUUUGCAGAGUCGCAUCUACCAUUUACCCGUUAUUCUAAAGGGUGCUUCAGAAUUCGAGAGGAAGAAUGAUACUGAUGAACUCCAGCUCAAAGUCGAGUUGCAUUGGUCAGAUCGUAAGACUGGAUGCACCACAGAUGAAAGUACGAGUACGGAACUUUUGGAAGGUCCCAUCGCAAAGCCUUCUAUGGAUCUUCCGCAAACGCUUUUCAAUAUCGAAGAAGGUCAUUCGGUUUCAAUACCUCCUGAGGAAGCGUCGCAACUGGUACUUGAGCAAGAGUCUGAUCAUCCAACUAAUGACCUGGUUAUUGCUGACUCCGAGCGGAUACCAUCGACAGAAGAUGUAAACAGUGCGCAUUCUGGACCGUAUUCUAUGGACUCUGUGCAGUUGGNAUCCGAUCGUGCUGUAUCAAUGCACCAUCAUGCAUCGCGUACUGAAUUGGUAAACAACAUCCGUAAAUGCGAAGCGCUGCGAAUAGAACAGGAGCUGGCGGGAAGACAUCGACUUUGUCAACCGGAAAAUGAUUUGGAAAUAGCUGAUGAUGCUCAGUAA